This is a messenger RNA of Limulus polyphemus (Atlantic horseshoe crab), 3054 nucleotides long. RefSeq lists its product as uncharacterized. Gene Ontology annotation, biological process: cell-cell signaling. The record is from RefSeq and is a predicted model, not a curated record. Lineage: Eukaryota; Metazoa; Arthropoda; Merostomata; Xiphosura; Limulidae. The coding region runs from base 803 to 2695 and encodes 630 amino acids. The transcript has a single exon.
ACAACAGGGCCCAUACAUGUUUACUAGGAGUUGCGCCAUUUUCUUUCCUUUUCGGGUGAUUAGUGGGAGACCAGGGAUCAGAGCCGAGGCUUAAAACACCAGGUGAGCACUGCGGAGAUCUUCAGUUCCUGCGGUGCCUAGGCUUGUUAUUGGAGGAAUGCAGAGUAAGGAGGGUAAGGGAAAAAGAAAGUGAAAGCCACAGAAGAGGAACGACAUAGAGCCGUGCGUUAUUUAGCCUACAUGCUAACGCAGCUUCACAAAAAUACUCAUUAGUUUGGGAACAAGUAACGUUUACAAAACUAAACUGUGAGAAUCAUUCCUACAUUGACGCCACCAGCCUACUGGAAUGUGUAGUUAAAGUGGCUUCUAAAUGUUAGAUACGAACAAUCAGUUUGCAGUAUACGGAUGCUGUUUCACAUACGUUUUUGUCGUCACCGUCUUUGCUCUGACGGAAUGAUCAUAUUUAUCUGCUAAUUCGCUCUGCUUUCUGCUCACUCAGCCACUGUUCUUGCACACAAUAGUGAUAUAUUAUCAGUGGAUACAAUAUGUUCAGACAAUGUUCUAGUGUUAACCGUGUUUGGCCUGAUAGAUGAAAACGUAUAUCUUAUGAUGAAAAGUGAGACUCUAAGAGUCUAGGUUUUAUUAUUCUUGAGUAUCGAGAAAUUUGACAAAAGGCAAUAUCACGCAAGCAGAAUCUGUAGUUAAUGUACCUGUAUGCCAAGAAAUUAAGUAGUCAGUAGUGCAAGUGUUAUAUUGUUAAUUAUUAACAUUUUUAAAUGUUUAUAAACUGCAGGUGUGUACAAUGGCGGACGAACUACGUAAACUGACCAUGAGUAACGGUCCUGGAUCAGUAAGCGUAGGCUUUUGCCAACAAUCCCGUAAUGUGUGCUUGGCUUCAACUGGUAUUGCUUUUACGAUAGGAAUAUUAUGUGGAGUUCUGCUACCGGAUUAUGUGUUGAAACCAUCUAAAGAUUCAGGGUUUACUGUAUUUCGCAGAGAAAACCAGCAGAACCGAUUCACUAGUGUCGUCAAACCCAUCACGUGGAGUUCAUCUGUAACCCAAACAUCGGUGAUUGUUCUUAAUUCCAGAUCGAUUGAAAAUGAUGAAAUUCGAGAAGUUCAAAAGUUUCGUAACCGUGAAAGAGUAGACGUACAACGAGGGUUUAGUUGGCCGAAGGAAGGGCAUGCUUUAAAAGAAGACACGCUAACAACGAGUCGCCUGAAAGGUCAAGAUGCUGAUAAAAGUGGCGAAACAUCGACUCCGAUUCCACUAACGCCUUCCUCAGUUUAUGUAGAUUUUUCUCCAGUUUCUCACAAUAUCGAUAACAGUUUAGGGGAACCUCCACGUCAAGAAACGAACGUGGAAACUAGCGGUGUUCUUAGGUUUGAUCUUAGCCAAAAGUACAAUAAAAUCACGGUGGGGGCUGCGAACAAUGAAAUAAAAGACCUCACGGAAGACCACCUCGUUAAAAACGGUAGGGCCGCUACUACCUCCUCAUCCGGGCUCAGUCUCCGUUGGCUCCCUGCGGCGAACAUGAAGAUGCCGGGGCACUCCGUGCGAGUGCAAGGCACCAAAAGUUUCCCGAUUUCUCGAGUUAACCACAGAAACAACAUUAUCAAAAAUCUCCCCAAAACACAGUCGAGAUUCCCGAUAAUCUCUUCUCUUGAGAAUCAGUGGCUUUUUAAAAAUGUUGCUAACCUAAAUCUUCGAGAAACGAAUAACAUAGUAAACGGAAUAUAUUGGGCAGAAGAAGUAGAAAAAAUUCUUCCCGAUGGCUUCAUCAAAAAUAUAGACAGUUGGCGUUGGUUCGUUAAUAAAACAAAAAUUGCAAACAUUUCGAAAGGUUGUGGUAGAAUGCAAAACAGAUUGAUUACUUUCGAUAAUGGAAAACAGUCAUGUUGUCGAUACAGACAAAACAAUGAUCAAAUCCAGGGUGAAAUUUUCUCAUUCUAUUUAAGUAGACUUUUGAACAUCGGAAACCUGCCGCCCUCCGUGCUAGCUGUCAUCAGAGACAAAGAGUGGCAGUGGGGGCAUGUACAGUCACAACUUUACUUAGCCCAGUGGAAUACUGAGAGGCCACUCGUGUUAACGAUGUUUGUGGACAAGCUGAUUCCCGCCUAUAUUCCUCGUGCCUUUCGCACCAAAGAACGACGGCUUCAUCCAGUGGCUGAAGAUUUGUUCAAUAAAACUUUGGUUGAACUUGUAGAGCUUGCUCAAUGGUCAGACUUAAUCGUGUUUGAUUACUUGACAGCGAAUCUUGAUCGUGUAGUAAACAACAUGUUUAACGAACAGUGGAAUCCCGAGAUGAUGAAUUCGCCAACACACAAUCUCGCCAAACACAAAGAGUCAGGAUUACUAGUAUUCUUCGACAACGAAUCAGGACUUCUUCAUGGUUAUCGACUAUUAGACAAAUAUGAGCAUUUUCAUCGUUCGCUAAUAAAUUCUUUAUGUGUGUUUCGUAAACAGACUGCAGACUCUAUUGCAAAAAUGCAUAGGACUAGAAAUAUUUCUGUACUUCUAAAACAAUCCUUUGUUAAAGAUGAUCCCGGUAUGACUGACUGGUUACCAUUCUUGCCUGAGCGCAGUUUAAAAAUAUUGAAAAAUAGAAUUGAUACAGUGUACAAUCAGAUACGGCAGUGUGAAGCAAGGUUUAAUCGUGAAGGUGACCAAAUGCAGAAGAAAGUCGUUCGAUAAUAAAUGGCGUGUCAAAUUUGAAAACACUAACAAAUAAAUUAAUACGGUUGCACAGAAAGCAAUUUCAUUCAGUGAAAAUCUGAAAUCGGAACCGAGUAGUGUCUUUGCACAUUUGAGUUUAUCGUGUAGGUCAUCUCAGAUUAGGUAUCAUUAGCUCGAAGCUAGGUGGAGCUUCUUGGCUGAUAUUGCAGGUAUUCUGUCUGGUGAAACAGAACAGUAUAUAUUCCUACACGUGUUUCUGUGUUUGUGAUAAAAUACCUCUAAAGAAUGACUCUACCUGACUAACUAUCUGCUGGCCCAUCUUAAAGGUAAGGGGGAGGAGAGCUGGUGCUGGAGAAAGCAGAAGGAAGUGCUGAUGU